This is a messenger RNA of Salvia splendens (bonfire salvia), 689 nucleotides long. Its product is annotated as dof zinc finger protein 1. Bases 66 to 428 code for a protein of 120 amino acids. The transcript has 2 exons. Lineage: Eukaryota; Viridiplantae; Streptophyta; Magnoliopsida; Lamiales; Lamiaceae. The record is from RefSeq and is a predicted model, not a curated record.
CUUGGAGGGCAAACUUUCGUUCAGGCAUUUCAACAAACAGUUGGUUCAAAUCCCUAACCGACAACAUGAUCCAAUUCCCCUCAUUCACCAACUCCACCGUCGCCGCUUCUUCUCCGUCGUCGCCGCCGCGCCAGCAUCUCUCCUCCUCGCUGGAGCUGCUCACGGCGGCGACGUCGGGCGGUUUCAUGCCGGCGUCGGCGGAUCCAUACUCGUCGGGGUUUCCGAUGCCGGAGUUCAAGCCGUCGCUCAACUUCUCGCUGGAUGGGCUCGGGAGCGGCUAUGGAAGCUUCCAGGGGGUUCCCGAAGCAAAUGGGAAGCUUCUUUUUCCGUUUGAGGAUUUGAAGCAGGUGCCCAACAAUGCUGAUCAAACUCGAGAUGAUCAUAAUUCCAAUGGAUUUUGGAAUGGGGUUAUAGGCGGUGGAUCAUGAUAUGGCUUCAGGUAAGGGAGAUGGUGUAUAGUGAUAGAAGAAGAGAUUGGCCUUGAUUUUUGAAGGGCAAUUAAGCAGCUGCAUUGCUACUUUAUUCUUCUAUCAGCACAAGGAGAGCCACCAUGGAAUUAAGCCACAUUUUCUUUGCCUUUUCUAGUAUUAUGAUUUUGUAUAACUCAAGUUUUUAUUCAGCUUUUGUGAUGGAAGAUCUUGUCUUAGUUACUCUCUCUCUUUAAUUUCACAUAUCUUCAAUUUCUUCAA